UUCAUAAUAAAAUCCAGCCUGUGCUAACAAAUCCGGUGUCUGUAUUAAAUGUGGUGACCACGAACUGAAAGUUCUCAGCCUAGCCUCCACUGUACCAUAAUCUGCUCGUUUUGGUCCAUUAUGUUUUUGAACACCUAAUUGAUCUAAAUUACCAUCUAUUGAAUUGUUAAUUAUAUUAACAUUUCUAAAAGUUGUACCCUGUGCUAGUUGACCGUUAUCGCUGCUAUGUAGUCUGGGAUUGAUUGUUGUAAUUACAAAUGGGCAAGCAGGAAAAUGUCUUUUAUGUUCUACAUCUGGAAUAUCAUUGGGUUCCCAAGCUCUAACGACCCCUUUGCAAAAUGCACAUUUUGUAUUGUCUCCAUUUUUCAGCGAAUAAAAUCCAGCUCUUGCUAAGUCUUCUGGUGAAACUACCUGUGGUAUGGGCCAAUUAUCGAACGAGGCUAAUCGUUCAGAUUCAUUUUUAUAGUCUAAAGGAAAGGACGAUGAAGGUAUACUUAGAGGUGAAACUACAGCAGGAAUAUUGCCGGAGGAGGCUGGAUCUGAAACGAAAGGACAAUUGGGUUUUAAGGAUCUGUGUCUGGCCAUUACUUGAUCGCCAUAGUUCCAAGUGGUUAUUUUUAAACCACACGAAAAACAUUCUACUUCUAGAUUAUUUCUAGUAAAAUAAAAACCUGCUUUGGCUAUCCUUUGAGGGCUGACUGAUGCAUCUGCAGGCCAAUCGUUGAACGUUUCGAGACGGUUUUGUUCGAUAUUCAUGUCGGCGAUUGCACAAAAUUUCAAUAUUCUAGAUCAGGGAACGUAAAUAAUUUGAUUAUUUGAUACUCAACUGGUACAUAAUAAUAUAUUUGUAGAUGAUGACAUUACUUUUGGAUCACUCUAUUUAAUCUAUUGACAUGUUAUUUAUAUGGAUGAAUGAUCAAAUAUUUUGAAAAAUUAGUUGUUGAUUUGCUGAUAUGGAUUUUGUCGAUUUUUUUAACCCUUCACUGUGGUAUACUGGUUGGUUGGAUGUUGGUGGAUUUUGGUACUGACCAGCUGACUUUGACUGAUGGCAAACUGAUGGGCAACGUCAGCUGUGACGUGCUAUCGUACAUCGUUCGAUAACGAUAACUUGGUAUUACAAACCACUAGUCAAACCUUAAGCAAGCAGUCAUGACGAAAAUAGUCAGAGCAGUCAGAGUAAAGACCCAGGAUAUUUGAAAUCGCCUAUAAUAUUUUUGUUAUGUUAUGAUUUUGGAUAUGUAUUGUAUUGCAAAUAUUGCAUGCAAAUUCCUAUAGUUGAGUUCUUUUUUUAAAAUUUUUACCUGAUUUCCUUAAUUUGCAACUCAUUAAUUUAAAAUUUACUUUCGAUAAAAAUAUAUUUUGUUUGUUAAAAGUUUUUGCUUUACUUCUUUAGCAACAUAUUUGUUAAGAUUGCAAACAGUUUUAUCAUCUUGUAUUUCAGUGGUUCAAGCGAUAAAUAUAUUUGUUAAUAAUAAUCUUUAAGGAUCAAAGUUCAUUUUGUUGUGCUCCAUCAUUAUUUACUGCUGAAGUUCAGACCAGCAGAAUAUACACAUAUCUAUACAUAAAAUAAGAAAAAUGACUAUUUCACGAGUUCUUUUUAAGACUUUGAAGGCAACUAGCCGUACCUACGCAACCAAAACCAAUCUAAAUGAAGUCGUCAUCGUUUCAGCAGUCCGCACACCAAUUGGAUGUUUCCUGGGAUCUCUGGCUCCACUAUCGGCGACACAACUAGGAGCUACAGCCAUUCAAGGAGCGGUAGAAAAAGCUGGAAUACCAAAAGGAGAAAUUAAGGAAGUUUUUAUGGGAAACGUGUGUCAGGGUGGUGUGGGACAAGCUCCAACUCGGCAAGCCACAAUUUUUGCUGGAUUACCAACUUCUACCAUUUGUACCACUAUCAAUAAAGUAUGUGCUUCAGGAAUGAAGUCAGUCAUGUUGGGUGCUCAAGCUUUACAAACCGGAGCUCAAGAAGUUGUCUUAGCAGGUGGAAUGGAAUCAAUGUCCAAUGUACCAUUUUACUUGAAAAGAGGGCAAACCCCUUAUGGCGGCGUAAACUUGGUAGAUGGUAUAGUAUUCGAUGGUCUCACUGAUGUAUACAAUAAAAUUCACAUGGGCAGCUGUGCAGAAAAUACCGCCAAAAAAUUAGGAAUAACAAGACAGCAGCAAGACGAAUUUGCUAUUAGUUCUUACAAAAGGAGUGCACAGGCUUGGCAAAAUAGAGAAUUUGACUCAGAAAUUGUCCAGGUCAAUGUUCCCCAGAAAAAAGGACAACCUGAUAAAGUUGUUGCCGAAGACGAGGAAUACAAAAGAAUAAAUUUUGACAAAUUCUCAAAACUGGCAACCGUAUUUCAAAAAGAAAAUGGCACUGUCACAGCAGGAAAUGCUUCUACAUUAAACGAUGGCGCAGCAGCUUUGAUUUUAACCACAAGAUCAGCAGCUGAAAGAUUGAACCUUAAACCUCUAGCCAGAAUCGUCGGAUUUGCUGAUGGCGCUUGUGAACCCAUCGAUUUCCCCAUCGCCCCAGCAACAGCGGUACCAAAACUUUUAGAACAAACUGGAGUAAAAAAAGAUGAUGUAGCCUUAUGGGAAGUCAACGAAGCAUUCAGCGUAGUCGUUUUGGCCAAUCAACAAUUAAUGGAUAUUGAUCCAAAAAAAGUCAAUGUUCACGGUGGAGCUGUGAGCUUAGGUCAUCCAAUCGGAAUGUCUGGGGCAAGGAUUGUGGUACAUUUAGUGCAUGCUUUGAAACCGGGACAAAAAGGUGUUGCAUCAAUUUGCAACGGGGGUGGUGGAGCAUCUUCCAUCAUGAUUGAGAGAUUGUCCGAACCGCUUUCAAAAAAUCAGUUGCCCAAACUGACCCUAUACACCAAAGACCCUUGUCCGUUGUGCGAAGAAUUAAAAGCAGAAUUAUCACCAUACAUGCAUUUAGUCGACUUUGAAACUAUCGAUAUUUCUCGAAAAGAAAACGUUCGGUGGUUGAGACUCUAUCGUUAUGAAAUACCUGUGCUAUUUCUUAACCAGGAGUUUUUAUGUAAACAUAGGCUAAAUGAAAAUUUGUUGAAAUCUAAGUUGGAACAAAUACGAGAGUUUCAAUAGGAUAUAAAUGAAACUAAUUCUUCUGGAAUCAAUAAUUACACAUGUAGAGAACGAUAUGCAAUAGAGAGUUUGUUGAAAAUCUUUAAUUGAUUUGAACGAGCAUAUAUAUAUAUAUGUGUGUUGGGUUUUUGUUUUUCUCAAAUUGUUAUAUUUACCGUUUUCAAUUGACCCUGUAUUAAUAGAUUAAAUUAAUGUAACUA
This is a messenger RNA of Ceutorhynchus assimilis (cabbage seed weevil), 3290 nucleotides long. NCBI's taxonomy places the organism in Eukaryota, Metazoa, Arthropoda, Insecta, Coleoptera, Curculionidae. The record is from the annotation of a GenBank genome assembly.